UCUUGUUUGUUUACCUUUCGUUUGAUUUUAUUUUCUUCAACUGUAAUCUAAUGUAAUUAAGUUUUUCUUUUAAUUUUGUUUAACUUUUAAUUGUUUAAUGAGUAACUAAAUUUGUCAACAGUUUAGAUGCCAAAGUAUCAGAAGAAGAUUAAAACUGAAGCAUUUAAACCUCUUCAGUUACAUGAUCAGGAAACAUUUGAAUUCCUUGGUAGAUAUUGUAAUUUACCUUCAUUCCAAGAUGACCGAUGGUUCAUUUCAAUUACCCAAUGUAACCUGAUUGAUUCUAGAAAUCGUUCUGAUUAUUAUCCUGUUAACUUAAAAUCGCCUUGUUUUAAGGUGACAAUAAAUGGAAACAAUGAUUCAAUCGAGGAAAAUGAAUGGAUUCAAUUGGACAUUUUUCAAACUCAUUUUAAUCCCGAGAGUGAAACUUUAACCUGUUACAUUGGUUCAGAAUCUUAUACAAUGGAAUGGAUAUCAAAACCUUUCUCAGUAGAUUAUUCGUCCAUUUUAAAUAGUCAAGAAAACAAUCAAUCCAAUUUAACUUGUCCAAUUGGUGAUUAUCUUGUGGUUGCCAGUUUGGGUGAUGGUAGAGGUUUUGAUGAUUAUGAGGUAGCAAAUUUCAUAGAGAAAACCGAACCACCAGUUAAUCGUAAAGGAUUAAUACAAGUUUGGAAAUUUGAUUCAAAUAAACUUGAAUGUGUCUGCUGUUUUGCCAACAAUUAUGGUACAAUUUGGGCAUUUGAAACACCUAAAGGUGGAACAUCUUAUUGUCCAGUUAAACGGAGACUUUCCUUGAUUGCUGCCGCUUUCGAUGAUGGUUUUGUAAGAAUAUUUUCUCUUCCAUUUCCAGAGGAUUUAAUUUCUCAACCAUCUUCUAGUCAAUCUAAUCAGUCAUCAUCUAUACUCAAUCAAUUACCUGCCAUUUAUAAUUUGCCACCGGUUGUUGUCUUGGAACCUCCAUUUUCCUCUCAUAUUGUUGCCCGAUGUUUAUCUUGGUCAUGGUGCGAUCAACAAAAUUAUCUUGCUGUGGGUUAUGGCAAUGGAAUGGUUAAUUACUACAAUUUAGCCACCACUUCAUCAAUUUUAGUUCAAAGUAAAAGUGAGACCAAUAAUGAUAAUAAUAUUAGCUUAAUAACGACACUUAAACCAGUUAAAACUUGGAUCGCUCAUGGGGCAAUGGUUAGUGCAAUUCAAAUCUUACCUUUACCUGAGAGUAAGAUAAUUGUGACCGGUGGUUGGGAUAGAAAUAUAAAACUAUGGAAUAUCCAUCAACCUCGUCUCCUUCCAAUUUUAAUUCUCCACCGAUCGGUAGUUAAUUGUCUGGUCUCUUCUCUUCAUUUACCUGGAGGUUUCUUUAUAACCCUGGAUGAAGCAUUUCUCGCCAGUAAUCAAUCAAUUGUUACCUUUAAACAAAUUUAUGAAGAAGGUCAAAAGUCAAGUGAAAAUCGAUCUCUUUACACAAUACCUUUCGAAACAUCAAAUGUACCAUCUCUUUCACUUUCACUUUUCUUCAAUUCGAUUCUUGUAUCAGACAAUUCGGGUAACUCAAUUCUACAGAAUAAUUUUCGAGCCAAACACGAGAAAACUACCCGUCGAAAAUUAUCUGACCUUUUGCCUGUAUUUACAAGUCAAUUAAAACAUCUAGUCGCUCAAAAUGCUGAUGUUGACAAAAGUGCUAAUAUAAUUGUGCCAAGUGAUACAACUCCCAUGGAGGUUGAUAACGAAAAAGAUCAAGAAUCUGUGACAAAAUCAAAAAAAUCUACAGCGUCCAAGAAAAAAGGUGCCACGAAAAAAGGUACUACGAAAAAAAGUGCCGCUACUAGUAAAACGGGGCCAACGUCAGAGGCGAAAACAGUUCUGCCAUCAAAUGGUUAUCUUAUCGAUAAAAGUGUCCAACGAGUUCGUAGUUAUAAGGAAAUGUCUUCCACUUAUGGAAUUAUUUUCAACGAUUUUACAAUAAACCAAAUGGGCCCUGCACUGGUUCCCAUUGUGAAUAAAUUUCGAGAAGCUUCAAACCUUAAACGAUCCCGAUUAACUGAUUAUCCAUUAACGUCCAUCAAUAAAUGCAUUUGGUCACCAAAUAGAGAGACUCGUAACAUUCUGGCGAAUCUUAUACACUCAGGUUUCAUUAGAAUUUCAACUUUGGCCAAAGAAUUCGUCGAAGAUGCAAAUUCAAGCUCAACCACAACCACUGGAUCUAAAGGAUCAAAAGUAUCAAAAGGAUCGAAAGGGUCGAAAGGAUCAAAAUCGACCAAGAAAAAAGACGAAGAAAGUGUUAAACCUCGAGUAUCAACACGAAGAAAAAGAUCACUCCCUUCUUAAUUGGAUCCUAAUUCCAUAAUGAAAUAAACAACCUAAUCUUCAUAA
Messenger RNA from Panonychus citri (citrus red mite), 2367 nucleotides. RefSeq lists its product as uncharacterized. Gene Ontology annotation, cellular component: transcription factor TFIIIC complex. The coding region runs from base 127 to 2322 and encodes 731 amino acids. The transcript is spliced from 2 exons. Gene Ontology annotation, molecular function: protein binding. The record is from RefSeq and is a predicted model, not a curated record. Gene Ontology annotation, biological process: transcription by RNA polymerase III. NCBI's taxonomy places the organism in Eukaryota, Metazoa, Arthropoda, Arachnida, Trombidiformes, Tetranychidae.